This is a messenger RNA of Aureobasidium uvarum, 2517 nucleotides long. The record is from the annotation of a GenBank genome assembly. Lineage: Eukaryota; Fungi; Ascomycota; Dothideomycetes; Dothideales; Saccotheciaceae.
AUGAAGUUCUCACACAGCAUCCAGUUCAAUGCCGUGCCCGAGUGGAGCAACAACUACAUCUCAUACAGCAACCUCAAGAAAUUGUCUGCCGCGCUUCACCAGGCCAAUGCCAUCCAAGAAGACGUCGAGUCAUCACCACUCCUGAAUGGUGACUCCGAAGACCCGGACAAAGUCUUUUCGCGCGCUCUAGAUCAGGAUCUCGAAAAGAUCUGUACUUUCUACCAACUGAAGGAGCUGGAAAUCUACGGAGAAGUCGAGUCGCUACUACGAGAUGAACACGACUUUGAGGAAGAGACAAGAGAGCAGGACGGAGAGCACGAUGCAGGGCCUGCUGCACGGAACGGUACCCUGGCAAAAGCGAGGAAGGCCAGCAUGUUCAAGGGCUUCAGCAUCGGUCGACGCCGACGCGCUAGCACCUUGAGCGGUCACCAGGAAGAAGCCGACAGCGACGACGAGCGCACCGGUCUCACCAAGUCAAACUCUCGGGACGGAAACCCAUACGACAUGUCAGCGAGUUCCAAUGUCGACACCUCAUCGCGCCGCCGCCCGAGCAGCUCCCACGACUUUGACGACCAAGCCCUCGAUGUGCUCUACAAUGAAGGUGUGACUCUCAAGAAGCGUACCGUCAGUCUCUACGUCACCCUAUGCGAGCUGCGCUCCUUCAUCCAACUCAACCAGACUGGUUUCGGCAAAGUCUUGAAGAAGUAUGAUAAAACUCUGGACCGCAAGCUCAAAAACGCCUAUGUCAAGGAGAACGUCGAGACUGCCUACCCUUUCCAACCAGAAACUAUGGAUCGCUUAAACGUCAAUAUCGAAAAGAUCGAGACGGCAUACGCAGACCUGGUAACGAAAGGCGACAUCGGCUUGGCUCGUCGUGAGCUGCGUCUUCAUUUGCGUGAACAUGUCGUAUGGGAGCGCAAUACCGUUUGGCGUGAGAUGAUCGGCAUUGAGCGCAAAGCCCAAGCUGCCAACAUGGGUCUUGGUCAGACCAUGCUGGGUGGUAUCGAGGAUCGUGGUAAGGCACGCUUGCAGGGUGACGAGGAGCAAGAGGCCACCAAGGAGGUUGUGACACCUCUCGGCAAGUACAGAUGCCCACGCUUCCUCUUGUCGAGUACUUUCUACACUCUGGUGGCUGUCAUAGCCGUGUUCUUUGUUCUACUGUUCGCUCCCAUCAUGGAGUCACCAGUCGAGCAGAACUGUUUGGCGCUCGUUGUCCUGGUCAGUCUGCUAUGGGCUACCGAGGCCAUCCCGUUGUUUGUGACGUCCCUGCUUGUACCAUUCCUCGUUGUGGUCCUGCGCGUCGUCAGAUCCGAAGCCGAGCCUCACCGCCGUCUGGAAUCCAAGGCCGCAGCUACAUUCAUCUUUGGAGCUAUGUGGUCCCCCGUCAUCAUGCUUUUGCUUGGAGGCUUCACUAUUGCUGCUGCGUUGAGUAAGCACAAUAUUGCGAAAAUGAUGGCAACAUUUGUGCUCAGCAAGGCCGGCACGAAGCCUCGUAACGUAUUGAUCACUAGCAUGUUCGUGGCCAUGUUCGCGAGUAUGUGGAUUAGCAACGUCGCCGCUCCUGUUCUUUGCUUUUCUAUCAUUCAGCCCAUUCUCCGAAACUUGCCUGCUGACUCGGACAUGUCUAAAGCCCUGCUUCUGGGUAUUGCUCUAUCUUCCAACAUGGGAGGCGCAGCCUCACCAAUUGCCUCGCCCCAAAACUUGAUUGCUCUGCAAAACAUGACCCCUGCUCCUGGCUGGGGAGUCUGGUUUUUCAUUGCGCUUCCAGUCUGCAUCAUUUCCAUCUUUAUGAUCUGGGCCUUGCUCCUGGUAACUUUCCGUCCUGGUCGCAACACCACCAUUGUGCCCAUUCGUCCUAUGAAGGAUAAGUUCACCCCUACUCAAUGGUUUAUCAGCUUCAUCACCCUCCUCACCAUCGUACUUUGGUGUUUCAGUCAUCAACUAGAGUUCAUUUUUGGCGACAUGGGCGUUGUCGCCAUCCUUCCCAUGGUUGUCUUCUUUGGUCUGGGUAUCCUCAAUAAGGAGGACUUCAACAACUUCCUCUGGACCAUCAUCAUUCUGGCUGCUGGUGGUCUUGCGCUUGGAAAAGCUGUCAACUCAUCUGGUCUUUUGCGCACAAUUGCAGUAUCUAUCACCAGUCGCGUAGAAGGCCUAGGCCUCUAUAGUGUACUGGUUGUGUUUGCUGCACUGAUUGGUGUGGUGGCUACUUUCAUUUCUCACACAGUGGCUGCUCUGAUCGUGUUGCCUCUGGUUCAGCAGGUUGGAGAGGGAAUGAGCGAUCCUCACCCUAACCUCCUUGUUAUGGGCAGCGUGCUCAUGGCUUCUGCUGCCAUGGGACUUCCUACCUCAGGUUUCCCCAACAUGAGUAACUNNGCAAUCAUGAUGGAAGAGCCAAAUACUGGCAGACGUUAUCUCCAGGUUAAGCAUUUCAUUACCCGAGGUGUACCUGCCUCAAUCAUGGCCUACGCUGUGAUUAUCACGGUAGGAUAUGGCCUGAUGCUGGCUGUUGGGUUUUAA